Molecule: messenger RNA, 582 nt
Organism: Adineta ricciae
Lineage: Eukaryota; Metazoa; Rotifera; Eurotatoria; Adinetida; Adinetidae
Source: the annotation of a GenBank genome assembly
AUGGGAAUAAAGUUUGGUAAACAGGAACUGAUUAUGGGAGAUUCUUUUCCUUUGUCUGUGGUCGAUACACGUUAUGCUGGUGGAUGUUAUUUGUAUGUACACGAUCAAGGUGAACUGAUAGAGAAGCAUAAACAUCACAGUCUGUCUGUCGACGUUGCUGGCGAGAGUCGUGUUAGUGUUACUGGUGAAAUUGAUAAAUUAUGUGGAGUGAUGCUACAUGUAACUGCAAAUUCAACUGGAAAAUCUCAAUUCGGUCAUGGAAAAGCAAUGGUUAGUGGAAGAAAAGGCUCUAUAUACUUUAUCGGUCAACUGGCUAAUACUCGAUACGAAAUCCCUGGCGAAUGGGUGUCUCAUCUUAUCAAUGCGGGUGAAGAAAAUUACAAAGAUCUUGUCGAACACAAUAACGGUGCGGAACAAUGGGACGCAAAUCUGAAUUGUCAAGUGUUCGUGCAGAAACUUGUGAAAUAUUUGGAUCUCGACUAUCUUUCGAGUAUUUUGACUUGUGUUGAUAUUCCACCAACAAUUGUCGAGUUAACAAUUCUGGCAAUUCGUUCAUCUGCUCAUUCACAAGAAAAACUAUGA